Messenger RNA from Galleria mellonella (greater wax moth), 6272 nucleotides. Its product is annotated as type 2 phosphatidylinositol 4,5-bisphosphate 4-phosphatase. The coding region runs from base 193 to 897 and encodes 234 amino acids. Lineage: Eukaryota; Metazoa; Arthropoda; Insecta; Lepidoptera; Pyralidae. The record is from RefSeq and is a predicted model, not a curated record. Gene Ontology annotation, cellular component: late endosome membrane; phagocytic vesicle membrane; lysosomal membrane. Gene Ontology annotation, biological process: phosphatidylinositol dephosphorylation. The transcript has 4 exons. Gene Ontology annotation, molecular function: phosphatidylinositol-4,5-bisphosphate 4-phosphatase activity.
AUACGAGUCAUAAAAACAAUAAUUUACCUAUUUACGUAGAUUCUACCAACUACCAAUAAAAAUAUUUAGACUUUAUAUUAGACAAUUUUAUUUUUCUUUAAUGAGGGUAUUGUAGUACACAUACUAAAAUAUCUAAUCGUUUUCGUGUUUCCAAUAAUAUUUCAAUUGUAUCUUCUAUAUCUACUGUGAACAAUGGGUGACGGACAAAGCGAAAAUCAACCCUUACUGAGAGAUGAAGAAGUUAAUGUCAGCACGAUAUCUCCAAUUGGACCCGACGAACUCCCACCGCCUUACCAACAAGCUGGAAUGCCUAUGGUGACAUGCCGUGUAUGUCAGGCCAUGAUAGAUAUAUCGGGAAAAAGAGAGCAACAUGUUGUAAAAUGUUCUGAAUGCAAUGAAGCUACACCUAUAAGAAAUGCUCCCCCGGGGAAAAAAUAUGUGCGCUGCCCAUGCAAUUGCUUGUUAAUCUGCAAGUCUUCUUCUCAACGCAUUGCAUGUCCUAGAGCCGACUGCAAAAGGAUCAUUAACUUGGCACCAUCGCCUGUCACUCCUCCAGUACCCAUCUUACCUGGCAUGUGCAGGGUUAUUUGUGCACACUGUCAAGACACAUUUCUGUAUCAGCUAUUGAAAAAUGCUCCAGUACGAUGCCCUCAUUGUCGCAAAGUGUCAUCGGUGGGGUCGCGUAUGGCCCGCGUCAGGGGAACGAUAUUUGCAGUACUCGCAUUCAUAUUUUUAGCAAUCGCGAUCGGCGUCACUGUAGGAACAUUUGACAAAGCCAAGGAACACCAUGGUGUUUAUGUAGCAUAUGUUGCACUGUUCUUAAUCGCAUUUCUAUUGGGAAGCCGAGCUCUCUAUUACUUUGCUAUGAAAGUAAGUACAAUCGAGGGCCCAAUGUAAAAUGAACAACUAUAACAUUGGUAUUGUGAUAAUGACUAGGGAAUAUUAAAAAUUUCUCAAUUCCAUAUUACUAACAUUAUAUUUAUUUGGUUCUAUGCCAAUUAGAUAUAUUGUAUUAUAACCUUUAUUUGUAACGCAUGUAGAAUUAAGCUAAUCUAAAAAAUCGCUUAUCUCUUUUUGUUGAUCAAAAAUAUAUGAAAGAACUGCUCACGCCAAUAAACAUAUUAGUUUCGAUAAAUUGUAUUAAGUACUAAAUCUUUAAUAAAAUUUACUGUUAUUAUAAAGAUAGCUACUGGCUGAUAUUGUUUAAUGUUUAAUAAAAAAGAAAGAAUAUUUCAAAUUAUUGAUAAAGUAACGAAUAUAAUCCAAAUUAUUUCACACAAUCGUAGUCGUUGAUUUUAUCAGUUUACGAGAGUAGUAAUUAUUCAUAGAUGUCUAUAUUUAUCUUAAUAAUUCGCUUAUCUUGUGCAUAUAUAUGUUUUAUUGCUCUAGUAAAUCGAAUAAUAGAGCGAUAGGUUAGAAUAAUAAUGGCCAUAUAUCUUUUAUACGCUAAAAAUAAUCCCCCAUCAAAUGAAAAGUGGUGAUUCACGCUUAAUAAACAAACAAUACUGUGGAUGUGUUGGUUACUACUCCCGCGGACCAAGAUGCUAUACCUCUUGAGGCAAUGAUUGCACAGCUUUUCAUUUUUUAUACCAUAUAACAAAUUAGAUUUGCUGCUUAAAAUAAAUAAAAUAAUGAAACUUAGUAAAGCGAGUCGCAGCUAUUUGUUAAAGUAAAAAUUCUUUCUGGUACAUAAAUUGUUUAAAUUUAAUCCUUAGAUGCAUAAUUAAAAGAAUAUGAUAGUUCAGUAAGUUAAAUACCAGACAAAUAAUUGGCAAUUACCAAUUUCAAGUUCAUACACUUAUGUCCGUCUGUCUCUUAUUGGAGAAGACAAUAAAUAUACACCGAGUUAUAUUACAAUAUAUUUGACUUCAUUAUACGAUUGCAAUUGUACUUCAUUUACACAGAUAUAGUUUACAAUUGUAUCGCAUCAGACCAUCAAAAUUAUAUGUUCAUUUUUCAUCAGACACUAAGAACUCGAAUAGCACCCCAAAUAAAUCAUCACGCACAAUUCGCGGGAUUAGAGCACGAAGUAUAAAUUAGUGAUCAAUGCUGUCAAAUUUUAAGAUGUGAUAUAAGCCACUUACCAGUUGUGCGUGCACUUUUAAGCGGAAUUUGUCUUUCUGAGCGUUCAAAUUUUUAUUUUUUAUUGUAUAUUUAUGUACGUAUAUAAAAAUUUGUAUGUAUGUGUAAUAGAGUUGAAUGAGUAAUAGGGAUAAUUUAUGUUCGAUCACAUCGUAUUUGUCCUUAAAUUUAAUGACUAAUACAAUAAUUUAAUGCAUCCUUAAUGUUUAUUGAAUAGGUGCUGAGAUUAUUUUUUAUUUCAACGAAUUUAAUUCUUAUCCUGACAUUAUUAUGUGUGACAGGGUGUAAGAUCAUUGCAUCAUUGUAUAUAAAUGUUUCAUAUAUUUUAAUACUUAGACCACAUGUGAGGCCAAUGUCACUACCUAUGUGGGAUACUCAUUAUAUUAUAAUAUAUUUGAAGCAAAUGUAAUAUUUAAUUCGUGUUAAUUACUAAAGCUAUUGCCUUUGUACAUCCAAAAAGAAAACUUUCCAUAUAUUGUUGUUUGCAUAUACAUUGGAACUUAGUGAUAACGUUAAUUUACUAUUAUUAAUGAAAAAUUAAUUAUUUGAAUUAGGAAAUUAAAGAAUAACCUUGAUAUAGUGACAUGUUACUAAACCAGUUCUAAUAAAAAACCAAAUUUAUUUACUUUAAAUAACGUGAAUUCAAGUUAGUAUUGUGUCCAAUAUAUUAAGUAACCGCUUUAGUAUUGAUAUUGGUAUGCUAUUAAACUACCUUUUAUGUCCUAUAGUUUAAAAGCAUGAUAUAAUUUCUUUGUAUAAUAGUAGAUUGAACGAUCAAUGUAAUUACGAUGAAACUUGAAAAUUUAAAAAAAUAAAUGCAUUCAUUAUUCUCGAUAUUUACUAGACUUAAUCAAAAUUACUGUGUAAAUAUAUAAAAUUAGUAAUUAAAGGCUUAUAUGUAUAAUAAGAGGUGUCAUUUGUACGUAAUAUUUGCAAAGUGUACCAAGAGUAUAAAUGUUCUCGUGACGUAAACGAUUAAUUUAAAAAACUACUUUCGUACAAUUGCAUUAUCAAUAAUUUGUAUUACAUUACAAGAAAAUUUGUAACCUUGUGUAAGAACUGUUUUACAUUCACCUAAGAUCGAUUCUUAUAAUGAAAUCCGCAAUGGCUACUGUAAAUUUCUUUCUGUGCGUCCAAUGGCGUAGUGAUCAAAUAGUUUUUUCCCGUUGCAAGUAUAGUGUAUUUUUCAGUAUACCUCAGCCAAUAGAAUAAAAAAAAUCCUUAAAAAGGUUAACAUAUUUUACAGACAGCACCUCUUAUAGCACAAUUAUGUACCUUUAAGUACUUUGUUUGUUUCAUGUAUUGUCUUCUUUUUGUAUUCCUAUGCAAAUUUAAUAUAUAUAUAUAUAUGUGUGUUUUCAUUACAUAAGUACCUGUAAUAAGAAAUUCAGUAUAUUCAUUUUAUUCCCAAUGUUUUUAAGAUAAAAAAAUAUAAUACACGUGAGAAAUUGCAAUUGCAAUUUCUCAGUUUCAUAUGAACGUUUUAUAUAUGGAAAAUCUUAUGAAAAGCUAAAAAUGCAUGUGUUAAGAAUUGUAUUUUAUUUCAAAGUCUCAAUUUUUUAAUAACCGAGCUAAAAUGUUUUCGGAUCGUUAUCCUUUAAAGCAUGGUCGAUAAGACACUCUCAUUUGUUUAAUAUUCAUUAUAAAGUAAAUAAUUAUGUUUUAGAUAUUUGUCUGGCAAGUGGACUUCGGUUACUUGCCUAUUUUUAUUUGUAAAACUUGUACAUGUAUAUUACUCAUUAUUUAAAAUUAAAUUUUUAUUUUAUAUUAUUAGUGUUCCAAUUUAAUUUACUAGUUGUGCGACUCGUAAUUUUUAUAUCUAAAAAAGACUUCUAUAGAUAUAAAAACUAUCUUCAGCAAUGAUUGUAUAUGUGGAAUUUCACUAGGACAAUCUUUAGUUUAAUUUUUCAGCUAAGUGGGAUGAUAACAAUGCCAUUGUUAUAAAGAAUAAUAUGAUGCUUCUAUACAAAAAUUACAUUUAAAAUUGUCGAAGUAAAAUUAAAUAAGCACAGAUAUUGCAAGACAAAACAUAAAUGCAGCCGAAUACUUACCGAAAUUGAAAAGGAUCCGUAUUUAUAGACCUUAUAUUUAUAUACAAUUCUUAACAACUUUCUUUAUGUUUUACAACAAUGGUCAGAUUCGCUGGCUGGAAAUGAGUGUACAAUUUGAUUACUGGACUCUAUCUUCACUGCUGCUUUUUAGUCUAUAUAUCUUGAGUCAUAAAUAAUGUGUAAAGGGCUUUAGUCAAGACCUUGGUUGAGAAGCCUCGUAUAUUGUAGCCACUAGAUGAACUAAAGCGUUUUAUUAACGUAAUGAAUAAUGAAUAUUUAUGAAGGUCGUAAAAGUACGACUACUUUGAAAUCUCCAAAUCCGACGUUACUCUACUACAGCACUCUAAACAGUAAAUAUCUAAAUGAAUAAAAUUAUUUUGCAAAAAAGAUCUCAUUGCUAGAAUUAUCAAUUCGGUGCAGAAUUGCGUUUAUAUCACGUAAAAUAGGUGCCUAAGUUAAAAUGUUGCACUGACAACCUCUUCUUUUAAUUUCAUCAUCAACUUGAAUGUUAAAUAAGGUUAUAUCAAUUUGGACUGGACUCUCCUAUUAGCUUGUCUUUAUUUAAUUUUUUAUUUGUGUAGUCUAUCUAUAUAAAUAAAAAUUAAAUGCUAAUGUUUGUUGCUACGUCAAAUACAAACUGCUAGACUAAUUUGGAUUGGCAAAGAAAAAAUUUGAAAGGAGAACAAAUUAAAUAACAUCGAAAAAAAAAACAAUCAAUAACGGGCUUCUCAAAAGUUGUAGAAAAUAUUAAAAUAUUAUCUGAAUGUCUACGACUCACCUAUUAUUAUAUUUAUUCAACUUAUUAACCAAAUGAUUACUUGUUUUGUGUUCAUUAAUGACUGUUUGUUGUGUAAUUAAGCAUUAUUAUAGAUAUUUGAAUUUAGAAUCCUUAUAUUGUCUCCUACACAAAUCAUAAAUAUGUGACAUGCACAUGUGAAUAAUAAUGCACAUAAUUAUGUAAUGUAACUUUUAUAUCAAAAUUGCAUGUAGUAUUCCACCAAAUAUAAACGUCACUAGAGUUCGAUAGGUAACUCGGGCUGAGCAUAAAAAGCAUAAUACAUGCGCUCUAUACCUACUAUCGUUCGGUUUAUUCUGAAUCAUUUUAUGAAUACGUGUAUAUAAGUGACUUAUAGCUGCCCUAGAUAUUUUAAAAUACCGUACAUAAAUUAACAUAAUUUGUGAAUGUAGUACCUUAAUACAAAUUUUCAUGUUCAAGUUCAAUCAGCCUAAAUAUAUAUUUAUAAAUUUAUCUUUGUAUAAGAGAAGAAAAUAUACGUAUUCGCAAUUACAUCAAGUGACAAUAAUUAAAAGUUAUUAGACAAGAAAUAAUACAUUUUGUGUCUUGAAAACAAAGAUGUAACCUCUACCUUUCUUAAUCAUAUUAGAAUAAAGAAAAUAGUUUUAAAAUUUCACAGUACAGCAUUCUAGACAUUUUUAUUUGGGAAAAUUGAAAGGAUUUUUUAAAUACCUAUUAAAAUCAUUAUGAGUUGUACAAAGAUUUACGUUACUGUUAUUAUAUUAUCAUGUUUACGUCGAAAGCUUUUUAUUAAAAUUAAGUUUUCGAAACUAUCCGUUAGAAAUUCAAUAUAAAUUUUCGACAUAAAUGCCAAGCAAUAUAAAUCUGUGUUAAACUCAUACUAGAGUUGUUCAUUUGGUAAGUAGGUAAUAUAUAUUUAAUAGUUGUGCAUUACUUUUGAAUCAUUUGGCUAUAAAGUAACUAAAGUGAUUUGGAUAAAAAAAAAUUGUAGCCACAUUUUACUCGAAAUCCGCUAGCCAUAAUAAUAUUACUAAAAUCCAUCUAUAGGUACUUGAAUUAUAAUUAAUGAUUUAAAUAAAGUGAAAGCGUCUCCAUUAAUUUCCAUCUAUACCUAUAAAGUAAUAUAAGCUAAAGGAAUUAUUAUAAAGUAGGUACCCUAGUCUAUCCAAAAAUUUGACCACUCCGUGUUUUUCAUUUCUUUCAGAUGUGAUAUAUAUUAUUAAGUGUCUAGUUAUUACUUAUAUGAAAUGCAAGAUUAAAGUAUUUCGAACAUUCUAUCUAAAAAUUAUUUUUAGUUAGUGUAUAUUAUAUAAUUUUCAUGUCAGGCUUUACAGCGUGUAUUUUUAGUUUUAAGUUAAAUAAAUGGUAUAUAAUGCAAAUAA